AGUGCCACUUCCCUUUCUAUUAUAACGUCUACUGUUAAUAUGGUCAGAUAUUACUUCUACAAAGGCAAAAUGCCGACAAACCCGAAAGAUUUACAGGAUAUGGUGGCUCUAGCAUACCAAACCGCAAGGGAUAUGAAGCUUUAUCCGCGGGCAAUAUUGAUCAGAUCUAAACAUCACAAAACAACCACCAUCAACGGCAAGACUGGAGAAGAUCCGAAAGGCUGGCAUUUGACAUUUUGCUACAAGGACAACAAACAACUCAUCAACAACACACACACCGCAUGUCAUGGAUACACGAAAGACGAGUUUUCUUGGGAGCUUAUUGAGUCCACGCACGCGGGCGACAAGCCAGAUUCUGUAAAGCGCAGAUUCGCGAAGAAAUCCAGUGUUUGGCCAGGUCCUGCAGAGCUAGAUGAAGCCCCGGAGAUAGGGUACGGCCAUUUUCCACAAAGCUAAUGUUAAUAUGUGGACAUUUUGUUGUUUCCCUUUAUUGAUGAAUGUGUGUUGUAGCUGCAGCUGAAU
This is a messenger RNA of Penicilliopsis zonata CBS 506.65, 522 nucleotides long. RefSeq lists its product as hypothetical. Bases 40 to 456 code for a protein of 138 amino acids. Lineage: Eukaryota; Fungi; Ascomycota; Eurotiomycetes; Eurotiales; Aspergillaceae. The transcript has 2 exons. The record is from RefSeq and is a predicted model, not a curated record.